Dipodomys ordii (Ord's kangaroo rat) is the source of this 364-nucleotide messenger RNA. RefSeq names its product serine/threonine-protein kinase ULK3-like. The transcript has 3 exons. Gene Ontology annotation, biological process: protein autophosphorylation; autophagosome organization; peptidyl-serine phosphorylation. The record is from RefSeq and is a predicted model, not a curated record. Gene Ontology annotation, molecular function: ATP binding; protein serine/threonine kinase activity. NCBI's taxonomy places the organism in Eukaryota, Metazoa, Chordata, Mammalia, Rodentia, Heteromyidae. The annotation marks the transcript as partial. Gene Ontology annotation, cellular component: autophagosome; cytoplasm.
AUGGGCCCGGAAUCCAGAUCCAGGUUCCAGAUACUUCCUCGGCCCGGACUGAGUACGCUCGGCAUGCCGGAGGCUGACCUGGAGGGUGGAGAGCUGAGAGUGAAGGACACUCGCGAAGUGGUUGCCAUUAAGUGUGUGGCGAAGAAAAGUCUAAACAAGGCCUCAGUGGAAAACCUCCUAACCGAGAUCCAGAUCCUUAAGGACAUCCGACACCCCCACAUCGUGCAGCUGAAAGACUUCCAGUGGGACAGUGACAACAUCUACCUCAUCAUGGAGUUCUGUGCUGGAGGUGACCUGUCUCGCUUCAUCCAUACUCGCAGGAUUCUGCCUGAGAAGGUGGCCCGAGUCUUCAUGCAGCAGUUGG